AUGGCCGCUCGUGCGGCCGAGAGCUUGUUGGAUGUCAUGGCGCUCGGCGGGAUGGGCGAUGCCCCGAGUUGGCGGCGUUUGGCCCAGCUCCUGGGGGCCAAAACCAUUGGCGCCUGGGCCGACAAGGAACGCGCAAGGUCUGUAGUUGCCCAAGAAACGCAGUGGUGCCACGCCAACCAGUAUGGGCGCUGCAAGUCUCAGGCGGAUCUUUACCAGCUGUGCACGGACGCUGGAGGCGAGCUGUCUGGCAUCUGGUCAUGCUUGGGGACGGCGAACAAGUGCAAGUUGCCGCUGCUGUGUGCGGGGCCGCCCCCUGGGAACUGGGAGCUGGCCCGCUUCCAAGUGGCCAUGGGCGGUGGGCACGUUGCGCUACUGAUGGCCGCCAG
Messenger RNA from Prorocentrum cordatum, 386 nucleotides. The record is from the annotation of a GenBank genome assembly. NCBI's taxonomy places the organism in Eukaryota, Dinophyceae, Prorocentrales, Prorocentraceae.